CCUCAGAUUCCUAACCAAAAAUCUCCAACCCUAAAACCCCCAAAUCUCAGAAAGCUUUCGAAAAUGUCUGGCCGUGGAAAGGGAGGCAAGGGUUUGGGUAAGGGCGGAGCCAAGCGGCACCGGAAGGUUCUCCGGGACAACAUCCAGGGGAUCACGAAGCCGGCGAUCCGGAGACUGGCGAGGAGAGGAGGGGUCAAGAGGAUCAGCGGGCUAAUCUACGAGGAGACCAGGGGAGUGCUGAAGAUUUUCUUGGAGAAUGUGAUUCGUGAUGCAGUGACGUACACUGAACACGCCAGGAGGAAGACCGUGACAGCCAUGGAUGUUGUCUACGCGCUGAAGCGGCAGGGAAGGACUCUCUAUGGGUUUGGAGGUUGAAGAUCUGGCCGUAUUAGAAAUGUAUUUGCGAUUUCUUUUGGUUUUAGAUGGUUUUAUUUUGGUUUAACAAAAUUUCAGCUUGAAAUGGAGGGGUUCGAUUUCCUGUGUAAUAUGAUCUGAAUUGAAUCUGAAUGCAGCUGAUUUCAUAUGAUUAGAGAAAAAAAAAAAUGCCAAAAUGGAGUUGAAUUC
This is a messenger RNA of Alnus glutinosa, 564 nucleotides long. RefSeq names its product histone H4. Gene Ontology annotation, cellular component: nucleosome. NCBI's taxonomy places the organism in Eukaryota, Viridiplantae, Streptophyta, Magnoliopsida, Fagales, Betulaceae. The transcript has a single exon. Gene Ontology annotation, biological process: nucleosome assembly. The record is from RefSeq and is a predicted model, not a curated record. The coding region runs from base 64 to 375 and encodes 103 amino acids. Gene Ontology annotation, molecular function: protein heterodimerization activity; structural constituent of chromatin; DNA binding.